Messenger RNA from Hevea brasiliensis (rubber tree), 1967 nucleotides. RefSeq lists its product as uncharacterized. Lineage: Eukaryota; Viridiplantae; Streptophyta; Magnoliopsida; Malpighiales; Euphorbiaceae. The coding region runs from base 1132 to 1773 and encodes 213 amino acids. The record is from RefSeq and is a predicted model, not a curated record. The transcript has 3 exons. Gene Ontology annotation, biological process: cell redox homeostasis.
UACACACAUACAGACAAUUCCUCUCUCACAUCCCACCAAGUGCCCUCAUUUCAAGUUUCACCUCGCCACUUUCCGCUUGAGCCACCAGUCUAUACUUUCCGGCGUGAAUUACAGUGCCUUCACCACCUCUAGCUCAACACUAUACCGGACCUCUUCUCCUCUAUUACGGACAGCUGCUCAAAUGCCACAUAGCUCUCUUUCUCCUUCAAUAAAACCUAGUUCUUAGCUCCUUCUCAUAGACCUACACAGUAAAAACAUCAGCUCUUGUUGACUUCCAGACCCAUCGAUCCUAACAAUCUCCUUGUUACUAUCAACAUCAACACAUGACACCAACAUUCUCACCCCUCCAUCAACGCUAACCCACGAAACCCAGCUUCCCUUUGCCCAACAACAACAAUCUCCUCGUUAUCAAUCUCUUUUUUUUUUUUUGGUCAAGAUGUGCUGAUAAUGCUGCUGCAAAUGGAGGUGUUGUGUUUGGUUAUGUGGGGUUUGAGGGUUUUGUUGGUUAUGCAAGUUGUCAGCUGUAAUUGCUGCAAUUGCUGGGUAUUUAUUUGAAUUUCUAGAGUAUUUUGAAGUUUAAGAAGAAAAAGGGGGAUUAGGGAUUUGGGAAGCAAUUGAGAGAAGUACAGAAAGAGGGAAAUAGGGAAGAGAGCGAGCAACGAGAGAUUGAACGAAUUACAAGAGAAAAUAAGGAUAUUUUGAGGCUCCCAUAAGGGUAUGACUCGCUAAGGGCUAAAGAGUUUAAUUUGACAAAAUAGGGAUGUUUUAAUUAAAUUUAAAAAAAUAAAAAUAACUAAUUAAUUUAUAUUUAUUAGAUAAAAAAUUAAAUAUUUUUAUUAAUUAAUAAUUAUAUUUAAGCAUUUUAAUUUUAAAUUACAUAUCUGUUAAAGAUUAGCUCUGGCUUCGUAGUUGCUGCGACCUACCCUUAGCUGGUUACCACUUUCCCGAUUCGAGAAAGGCCUCCGGCAACUGAAAUAUUCGCCAGAAAAUCGCAGGCGGGAAGUAGAUGCAAGAAUCGACUCUGUUCCCAUUCUUUCAAGCCUGUCCAGCCAGCAUCUGCCCCUAGUUCCCUCAAACCCAACGACGAAUGCGGACCGGUAUUUUCACCGGAAACCAAGCGAAUACAUGUAGAUGAAGAUGGGUCCUGCUCCUAAACAACCUUCAUUUUGUCUGAAAUGGCCAUGGGAUGUUGAACAACAUCCUAAAAAUCCUAAUGUAUGCACCUUUGAGGUUCCUUGGCUAUUCAAAUCUUUUCAUACUCUUGGGUCCAUUGCUUUCAAUUCACUGAACUCAAUUGCCAAAUCUUCAAAUUCUUGGUUACAUACCUUUAAUGCUGUCAAAUUGGAUGCUGGAACAAGCCAAAAUAACAGUUUGAAGUUGCAAAGAAAGCACUUAACUCUUGAAGAGCAAGGAGAGGCAGAGCAAAGAGCAUUUGCUUCCGCACUAGCAACUGGGAAAGAGGCUACUGUGCUGGAGUUCUACUCACCUAAAUGUAGGUUGUGCAAUUCUUUGCUUAAUUUUGUCCUGGAGGUCGAGAGCAGGAAUUCAAGUUGGCUUAAUGUUGUAAUGGCAGAUGCAGAGAAUGAGAAAUGGCUGCCUGAGCUGCUCCAUUAUGACAUAAGAUAUGUUCCUUGCUUUGUACUGUUGGACAAAAAUGGGAGAGCAUUGGCAAAGACGGGUGUUCCAAGUAGUCGACUACAUGUCAUUGCAGGUCUGUCGCAUCUUCUGAAAUUAAAGCGUCCUCAGAGUAAUAAUACAAUAACUAAGUCUUAAUCCCAAACUAGUAGUGGUCAGUUAUAUAGAUCAUUUUUUCGGCAUUCGCCCUCAGGACUAAAUUGUAUUUUGAUCAUCAUAAAUUACCAUCAUUGUAUAAUAGUCUUUAUCAAGUCAUCUAGGAGCGAGUUUUCCUUUUUCACCUUUUGGUUUAUGAUAUUUUGGUCUUCAAAAUACUUUUAUUAUUUGCAUCA